UCCCAGAUAAAUCAAAUUAGAUGUGUCAAAAUUGUACAAAAAAUUACAAGUUUUAAACCUUUUGGGGGUAUUUCCAAUUUUUAUUGAAAACUUUAUCAAUUAAAAAUGGCUUUCUUCCUCAUUCGCUUGGCAUUGGUGGCCGGCGCGGUCUAUGGAACCCAGGAGCUGGGAGUUUGGGAAAGCUCCGACCACACACAGGUGCUCUUUGAAGGUGCCAAAAGGGAGGUGAGUCCCUACGCCGAGGAUCUGAUGAACCGAUUCUGCUGCUGGCGGUGCGACAAGUGCAACGAGGCUGCGGAGGUGAAGCCCUGGCAGGAAUCCAUGGUGGAUGCCUGGAACGAGACGAUCAAGAAGACAUUCAACGCCCUGGGCGUCCGGGUUCCCUUCUAUUACAAGCGAUUCUCGGAGGACUUUCAGCAGGGUAUCGACGACUUGGUGAACGAUAAGGAGGAAGUAGAUAUCAAUGCAAAAGAUGGCCCCAAAAACAAAUUAAAAUAACACA
This is a messenger RNA of Drosophila erecta, 502 nucleotides long. RefSeq lists its product as uncharacterized. Bases 106 to 498 code for a protein of 130 amino acids. The record is from RefSeq and is a predicted model, not a curated record. Gene Ontology annotation, cellular component: mitochondrial crista junction; MICOS complex. Lineage: Eukaryota; Metazoa; Arthropoda; Insecta; Diptera; Drosophilidae. Gene Ontology annotation, biological process: cristae formation. The transcript has a single exon.